AUGGGAAGAAAGGCAGGAGAGGACAACAUUCUCGGUGGAAUUGGUCUUUUUAUGCAUUCUUCAUUGGAGUGUGGUACUAGUAAUCUAACUAAAGAGAGAUUUGUAUUGGAGAAAGAAUAUGACCAAGAUGAGCUACUACAUGGCAUCCAGAACGCUCUGACAGCCUUUGCCAGAGGGGGAAGUACUGCUACCAGAUCUCCCCUCACUGCCACCAAGGAAACUAGCAGUGCCGGUGAGAUCAAACUGGGGGAUGUGGAUGCUAACGACAGGGGUCCAUUGAAGGUUCUGUUUUUGUCGGCUGAUACUGGAGGUGGCCACAGAGCGUCUGCGGAGUCAUUGGCUGCACAGUUCCUGAGGCACUUUCCUGGCAGCACCUACGACCUUCUCGAUGUUUGGACACCUUGUGGAGUCUACCCAUGGAAAACUUUAGUAGACAGCUACACACACAUGUCGGCACAUCCCAGGCAAUGGAGGUUUUUCUUCCACACAUCCAAUAUGUUCCUGUCGGAGAAGGGCGCUGACUGGCAUUCCAACCUGUUUUGUGGAAAGGGGAUUCGCAAGAGGAUCAUUGAAUAUGACCCCGAUGUUGUGGUUUGCGUACACCCCGCCAUGACCGGGUCUCCCUCCUACCAAUUGGCACGGCUCAGCAAAAAGCUCGGCAAGCACGUGCCAUUCUACACAGUGGUUACUGAUCUAGGAACGGCUCAUGCUACCUGGUUUCGAAGCAAGCGAUGCGACAAGAUUUACGUUGCCUCCGAUAGGAUCAAAAAGCUGGCCAAACGACGAGGACGCUUCCCAGAUAAUAAGAUUGUAGAGGCCGGACUGCCCAUUCGACAAGCAUUUGCCGAUGAAGAAGAAAAACUAGGAGAUCGUACCAGUGAGGCCGGAAGAGCCUACCAAGCAUCCGUUCGAAAAGAACUUGACAUUGAUACAGAUAGACAAAUGGUUCUAGUGAUGGGUGGGGGAGAAGGUGUGGGAGGCCUGGAGACCAUUGUCGAUGAGCUAUACACCCAAUUCAUGAAAGAUGGUAUCACUGCAUCCAUUUACGUUGUUUGUGGUAGAAACGAAAAGUUGAAGGAAAGCCUCGCCAGCAAAGACUGGAGCGCACUUUUGACACAGGAGAGAAAAACGAGAAAACGAGACAGGGUUGCUCGAAUUUUCAAAGGAGGCAAAAAGGCAGAAGGCGAAACUCCCACAUCAGCAGAUGAGACUGCCAAGGGUGAUGUCAAAGUUGUUGGACUUGGGUUUGUCACAAAGAUGGCGGAGUACAUGGUUGGCGCGGAUGUUCUGGUCUCGAAAGCUGGGCCAGGUACUAUUGCUGAAGCUGCCUGUGUUGGAUUGCCUGUUAUGAUGACCAGCUUUCUGCCGGGUCAGGAGGCUGGAAACGUCGAUGUUGUGCUGGAAAACAACUUCGGAGAAUACAACGAUAAACCGGUCGAGAUUUCCGAGAUUGUCUCUGGCUGGCUUCAGAACCCAGAACUCCUAGCCGAGAUGAGCAAAAACGCAAAAUCAGUAGGUCGCCCUCAUGCAGCUGAAGAAAUUGUGAUUGACAUUGGAACUUGCGCCAAUGCAUGGAAGAGUUUGGACUCUGGUGCAGGCAGGAUGUCGGACCUUUAG
This is a messenger RNA of Seminavis robusta, 1617 nucleotides long. The record is from the annotation of a GenBank genome assembly. Lineage: Eukaryota; Bacillariophyta; Bacillariophyceae; Naviculales; Naviculaceae.